Messenger RNA from Apis cerana (Asiatic honeybee), 2586 nucleotides. RefSeq lists its product as uncharacterized. Lineage: Eukaryota; Metazoa; Arthropoda; Insecta; Hymenoptera; Apidae. The record is from RefSeq and is a predicted model, not a curated record.
CAUAUAUUUGACUUUUAAUUUUUAACAAAAGCGUAUAAUUUACAAAAUUGAUAUAUUUUUUGCUUAUACAUUCAAAUAAAUAAUUUUGCAGAUAAGAUAACGAAAAUUAGAAAUGAAAAUAACUCAACGACAUAUAUUUUACAUAUUUGUUUCAAAUUAUAUUUAUUUUAAACAUAAAAAUAUUAUUUUAUAUUAUAUAUAUAUUGCUUUUUUAUUUUAUUAAAACAUUAUUUAUUUUAUUAAACAUCAAAUGAUAAUGUUUUUACAAUAAUAUUUGUAAUUUUUUUAACAUUAUAUUAUAAAAUUCAAAAAAUUGGAGAAUUUUGAAUUGAUUGCAACAUUUUUACUCUUUUAAUUGCAUAACAUCUUUAUUUAUUAAAUGUAUAAAAACAUAAAAUAGAGAUAAUUUUUUAGAAUGAAUUAAAGUAUUCAAUAAAAAAUAAAAAUAUGUUUAAUGUAUUUAAAAAUAAAAGAAAUUUAUAUAUUAAAUUAAAUAAUUGCAUAAUAUGAUAGAUAAUGAAAGAAAGAUUCUUCAUAUGACGAGGUGGCCGAGUGGUUAAGGCGUUGGACUGCUAAUCCAAUGUGCUCUGCACGCGUGGGUUCGAAUCCCAUCCUCGUCGAUUUUAUUUUUGUUUUCUUUUUUUAUUAUUAUUUUAAUACAAUUUCAUUUUACGAUAUAUUGUAAAAAAAUAAGUUUUGAACAAUUUAUAUAUAACUGCUAUUCAACUAUUUUUAAAAUAUUUGUAAAAUAAUGAUUAUUAUUAAUAUAAUGCGUGUGCAUUAUCUUAUCUUUUGUUUGUAUAUAUGCGUAAAUAUAUCACAGCAGGAGGGAAUUAAAAUACGUAUAACGGGUGAAGCAGGUCAAAAAACUAUUUCUUUAUAUUGAUAACUUGAAAUAUAAAUAACAGCAUAUUAUUGAUUACCAAAAUUUUAAUAAGAAAUAUAAAUUUUUUUAAAAUCAUAAAUGAAAAUGAAUUGCUUAAAUUGAAAUUUAAAAUUUCUUACGUGAAGUAAGAAAAUUGAAAUGACAAACGCUAUAAAUAAACAUUACGUAACCUAAUAUUUGAUUAAUUGUUUUAUAAUUAUUUUUUAAGUUAUUUAUUAAAAAUCAAUAAGAAAUUUGAUAAAACGAUGCAAAAUAAUUCUAAAAUAAAGAGACCACCUAAACCAACUUGGGGAACUGAAAUUACAAUGCCUUCAGAAUUAAAUGAAUUAAAUGAAAAUGAUUUUUCUAUUGUAGAAAGUCAAGACGUGUCUGAUCCCACAACAAGUCUUUUGUCUCCAACAGAAGAAUAUCUUCAUAUGACCAAACGUCUCAUUGAAAAAGGUUCAUUAUCACCUCGUACUUCUAUGAUACUUAAAGAACUUUACACAAUAUAUGAAUUGAAUGAUGGAUAUGGUUUAGCAACUUUUGAUUCGGAACACGUAUACGUUAAAUCAGCUAAACCAGAUAUUAAAAAAGAUUCUAUAGAAAUUAUUAAACCUCCAAUAAAAAGAGAAAAACGAAAAGAAAGAAUUAAAGAAGAAGAAUAUGUAUCAAGAGAGUCAUCAAUAUCUCGAAGAAACACAGUAAUAACUAUGGAAGAAGAAGAACCUUUGUUCGGUUUACAUAUUGUCAAAGACACCACAUUUGAACGACCUUGUGAUCCAGAAGCAAUUAAAAUCAACAAUAUUUUUUCUGAUUUUUCUUUGAUCGAUACAGGUCACGAUAAAUGUAUAAAAAGGCGCAUCACUCAGUGGAUAAAAGAUAAUCGCAAAGAAGAACAAAGCACUAGUGAUCAAACAAAGAAAAGUUUAUGGAAAAAAAUAUUAAGAAGAAAAUGAUAAAAUAACUUGAAAUAACAAACUAUGUAGAAAAUCACUUUUUUUGCGAUUUUUAUUAAAUAAAUUUAACAUCGAUCAUGCGCGCGAUCUGGAUUAAAACUUGAAAUUGCGUCAUGACGGUUUAUAAUAUAAGAUUAAUUAGUAUUAGUAUUACACUUAUUUCUCUAUGCAGAUUUUAUUCGUCUUCAGAAUCAUGUUGGAACAAUCAAUUUUCUCUAACAUUAAAUAUAAUAAAAUCACUGACACAUGAGCAAAAAUUAUCAGUAGAAACAUGUAUUACUUUAUAUGUCAGUGCCACAAUUUGGAGAAAGUGCGUCCUUGACAGGUUCCACAAUAUCAUGACCCGGCAUUGGUAUAUGUAUCACAUUACAUAAACGAAAGGAAGGCCAGGAUACAAGGGGAAAAAAAAUUUAAUCGCCUUAUGUGACGUUGCAGCAUUAUUUUAUGCAAUACAAAUUAAAGUGAGUAACCUGAAAAAAGAUCAUUCACAUAUAAUGGAACAGCUUUUUUAUUUAGUUCAUCGAAUUUUAUUAUGUGAACAUAUAGUUACCUAAAUUUUUUUAGAUUUUUAAUGAAGUUUAAAUGAUGUAACACAUAAGAUAUUAAAUAUGAUCUUCGUAAAUCCUUUAUUUAUAAGAAUAAUGUAUGUUAAUUGCACUUUUGUAAAAUUAUAAAAUAUUAUUAAAUUUAAUAUAUUUAAUAUAUUAAUAUAUAUUUGCAUAGUUAUAAAAACUUUAUCAAAUAAAUAUAUGUUAUAAUAAA